CAGACCUGCCGCCCUCUGCUCCCCGGAGCCCGGACUCGCCGCCGCGGCUCGGCUUGCCGAGGCCCCUUCCCCGCCCCCGCCAGAGUCAUGAAGAUGCACUUCUGCAUCCCGGUGUCCCAGCAGCGGCCGGACGCUCUGGGGGGCCGCUACGUGCUGUACUCCGUGUACCUGGACGGGUACCUCUUCUGCAGGGUGCGCUACAGCCAGCUGCACCGUUGGAACGAACAGCUGAGGCGGAUCUUUGGAAAUUCCCUGCCACCCUUUCCGCCAAAGUACUAUCUCGCAAUGACCGCAUCCAUGGCUGACGAGAGAAGGGACCAGUUGGAACAGUAUUUGCAGAAGGUAACCAUGGACCCAAACAUGUUGAGAAGUGACGUCUUCAUUGACUUUUUAAAACUCGUACAGCUGGACACAUUUAGCAUCACGAUCAAGACAGCGGCUCUGGAUAUAUUUCUGCCUAAUGGAAGGAAUAUUCAAAUCGAAAUUCUAACAUCAGAUACUGCUGAAAGAGUUCUAGAGGUGGUGUCACACAAAAUUGGACUGUGUCAGGAGCUCUUGGGCUACUUUGGCCUCUUUCUCAUUCGGUUUUGCAAAGAGGGCAAGCUCUCUGUCAUGAAAAAACUGGCGGACUUUGAACUCCCUUAUGUGAGUCUCAGAAGUGCUGGAAUGGAAAACUGCAAGGUUGGACUCCGGAAGUGGUACAUGGACCCAUCCCUCGACUCCAUGCUGAUGGACUGCACAGCAGCCGUAGAUUUGAUCCAUAUGCAGGCACUACAGGACAUUGAACAAGAAUGGGCCAAACCCACACAGGCGCAGAGGCAGAAAUUAGAGGCUCUCCAGAAAGAAGACAACCAAACAAAGUUUUUGGAGCUGUCCCAAGAGGUACGGCACUAUGGAUACCUGCAGCUGGAUCCCUGUACCUGUGACUACCCGGAACCAGGCUGUGGGGCCGUCCUUUCCGUCGGCAAUGAUGAGAUCAGCUGCUGCAUAACCCUGCCUGAUAACCAGACCCAGGAAACCAUCUUCCAGAUGAGCAGAGUGAAGUGCUGGAAGGUCACUUUCCUCGGAACUCUGCUGGAUAUGGAUGGACCUCAGCGAACUCUCAACCAGAACUUAGAGCUCAGAUUUCAGUAUAGUGAAGACAGUCGUUGGCAAUGGUUUGUUAUUUACACCAAACAGGCUUUUUUGCUGAGUAGCUGCUUGAAAAAGAUGAUCUCAGAAAAGACAGUAAAGCUAGCUGCAGAGAAUCCAGAAAUGCAGAUUGAAGUUCCAGAACAAGGCAAAAGUAAAAAAUGCCACAUUCAACAAAGCCAGAAAGACUCUUCUCGGUUUCCACCAAGGAAAAGCAAGAUUGAGAUAGCCAAAGCUGACUGUGUUUUUGGGACCAUAAAGGAAGAAGAUCUUUGAUGAGAAACUCUCACUUUUAAAAAUGUCCUUUAGGGGCUCUCUCGACAGUGAAAGAGCUUAGGAAUUGAAAGUGGGCUUCCUAGCAUGAGUGGAAGAAGUUAAACUCCUUCCCCUUUUCUUCUGACGUUAAGAUGGGCAGUGUUGACCAAGAGUACUUCAGAACUCUGUUAAUCUCAAGAUUAAAGAGAACUAUGAACCACA
Messenger RNA from Panthera uncia (snow leopard), 1608 nucleotides. It is a transcript of the gene SNX31, whose product is annotated as sorting nexin 31. Gene Ontology annotation, cellular component: early endosome. The transcript has 14 exons. Lineage: Eukaryota; Metazoa; Chordata; Mammalia; Carnivora; Felidae. Gene Ontology annotation, biological process: intracellular protein transport. The record is from RefSeq and is a predicted model, not a curated record. The coding region runs from base 88 to 1407 and encodes 439 amino acids. Gene Ontology annotation, molecular function: phosphatidylinositol binding.